Molecule: messenger RNA, 1308 nt
Organism: Kwoniella mangroviensis CBS 8507
Lineage: Eukaryota; Fungi; Basidiomycota; Tremellomycetes; Tremellales; Cryptococcaceae
Exons: 7
Coding region: 1-1308 (435 amino acids)
Biological process (GO): membrane protein proteolysis
Cellular component (GO): membrane; lumenal side of endoplasmic reticulum membrane; cytoplasmic side of endoplasmic reticulum membrane
Molecular function (GO): aspartic endopeptidase activity, intramembrane cleaving
Source: RefSeq, a predicted model, not a curated record
AUGCCUCAAGAUGCAGAGCUGAUAGGCUCAUACCUUUCCUUGGGCUUACAAGCAUUAAUACCCAUAGCUUUAGGGUCAUUCAAAUCGCUUAAAACACCUGAAGAGACUAUACGAAAACGAAAAUCAUCUCGCAAGACUCAACUGUUAGAUGGAGAAGAAGACGAGGAAGAAGAAGAGGUUAUAGAAGAAACGCUCACUUGGACGGAUUCACUCCUUUUCCCUGUAUUUGGUUCGAUAGCUCUCCUUGGGUUAUUUUUGAUUUUGAAAUAUGUAGGAAAAGAAUGGAUAAAUAUUAUACUGGGCUUUUACUUCACGGGAGCUGGCAUGUUCGCUAUGCACUCUACCUUCUCGUCGAUUGUCAUAUGGUCACUCCUUGCGUUGGGUCGCAAACCUACGACUUAUCACAUUAGAAUUUCAGCUGGGAUUCGACAGGUCUUCCAUCUCCCAACCACACUCCCAUCUAUGAUACUCAUCCCCAUAUCCAUCGCUCUACCCCUUCUUUACAUCCCACUCGGGCGACCUUACAUCCUAUCUAACAUCCUCGCUCUGAGUCUGUCAACAGCGACAUUAGCAUUACUUAAGCUAGAUUCAUUCUUGACUGCUUUCGUAUUACUAGGCGUUUUGUUGAUCUAUGAUAUUUUCUGGGUUUUCGCUACUCCAGUCAUGGUCACAGUAGCCAAAUCAAUCGACGCACCCAUCAAGAUUCUCUCUCCCAAAUCAUCACCUUUCAGCCAUCCUAAAGAUUUCGCAAUGUUGGGAUUAGGUGAUAUAGUCGUACCAGGUUUAGUCAUAGCUUUAUGUCUGCGAUUCGAUUUACAUCGAUAUGCCAAAUCUCAUCCUCAGGAGGAAGUUACAACCAGAAGUAUAUUCCCAAAACCAUAUUUCUAUACGGGGAUGAUAAGUUAUGUGGUAGGAUUGGCGACAACUAUGGUGGUCAUGCAUACUUUCAGAGCGGCUCAACCUGCUUUGCUGUAUCUCUCUCCUGCUUGUACUCUCGGUCCUCUACUUUUUGCUGUUGUUCGAGGCGAGCUCAAAGAUCUUUGGGCAUGGUCCGACGCACCUGCCGAAGAAGAAGACAAGAAACUCUUAGACGAGACUAUCGAGGCAGCUUCCGAGGUGGCUAUGAAAGCGAGAGCCGAAGUCAAGGCUACUGAAAUCGAAGCCGCGAAGAAAGAAGGGGAAGUUGAAAGCAAUGGCAAUGGGAAUAGUACCACGCUGAUAGAAGAUGAUGAUAGCUGGAUGACAGGUGGAGUGGUCACUCCUGAUGAAGGCAAAGCGAGAAAACGUAAGAGUGGUAAAAAGAAGUAA